UUGCUAAUUUCGCAUGUAAGUAUUUAUGAAUUUUCAGUUUAUAUAUUUCUGCUUACCGUUAACAUUGGCCGAGUUAAUUUAUUUUAAUGUUUGUUGAUACGGAUGCGGUCACGUCUUAUCUAAAAAUAAUGUAACGGAUAGUGUUUUGCUAAUAUUAGAACGGCAGGUGGAAAAGAUAAUAUUUUUAACAUUAGCAUUUCGCACUCCGUAACUUUCAGUCUUUCAGUAUAACAUUCCAGAUCUUGGCUAUUUAUACUUGAUUUCCGGAAAGUUAAUGCUGAAUUUUUAUCAUAGCAUAUAAUCAAUUAUAACAUCUACCUCAACUUGAGCAAUAAUAACAAUGAGGAAUAGGUUUAGAAACUCGAAUACUCCUGUAAAGGCUGGAGACCUUAUUUUAUCUGAAGAGCCGUUCGCGUAUAUUUUGUCAUCAAAAGAAAAUGGAAAUCGAUGUGAUAAUUGUCUACAAAGCUGUAGAGUGCUGAAGUGUUCUGGGUGCCAGUUUGUUUAUUAUUGUGGGAAGAGCUGCCAGAGAGAUGCUUGGAGUGAUCAUAAGUGGGAGUGUGCAAAUCUGAAGAGAGUUGCACCUAAAAUUGUACCCGAUGGAGCCAGAAUGUUGGCUAAAAUAAUAAAUCGAUUGAAGCGCGGCGAUGGUAACUCCUACAAGGCAUUUUAUACACCAACCUCAUUUAGGAUGUGGAAAGAUCUUAUGUCGCAUUAUUCAGAUUUAAAAAAGGAUAAGAAGAGGAUGGACCAUUUCACAUCAUUGUGUGUAGUGCUGUUUGAAUAUCUUAAAGACAUAUCAUUGCCGAAUACAGUUGACCUUAUGGGAUUGUAUGGGCGAAUGGUAAUCAACAGUUUCACAAUACUAAAUGUGGAUAUGAACUCGAUUGGUACAGGUAUAUACAUAGCUGCAUCCAUCAUAGACCACAGUUGCAAUCCCAACGCAGUGGCCACAUUCGAUGGCAAAACAAUACAUAUAACCGCUAUUAAGGAUAUGCCUUGUUUGGAUUGGAAACAGAUAAGAAUCUCAUACAUAGACCUAAUGAAAACGCCCUUCGACCGCCAGAUGGAGCUACUCGAGAACUAUUACUUCGCGUGCCAAUGUGACAGGUGCAUGGAUGAAACGCAAUUGAAGUAUCUCCAUGCAGCAAAAUGCCUUAAUUCCAGCUGUGAUAAUCCAAUAAAUAUAAAGUGGAAAGAAAAUUGUCAACUCGUUAUGAAAACAGAGAAAACGAGAAGCAAAAUUGAAAAUGGCGCCUUAACUCCUAACGGAACGGAAGCGGGUGACAGAGAUAGUCAUACACAAAAUGGUGUAAUGGAAAGAGAUGGACAUAUAGACAAUGAUAGUAAUAUACAAAGCAAUGGUGUGACAAGCGACAGUGAUAUGGAGAACCAUGUGUUGGAAAGAGAUGGGAUAUGUUGUUCUGAAUGCGGAACUAACUAUACGGAUAAAUAUAUCGAAGUUUUCAAAAAGACAAUGGAAUUUUCGGAAUUGCAUUUGCUGAAUAUGAAAGAAACGACUGUGGCUUACGUGGAUGUUUGCAAGUACUGUAUAGAGCGGCAGGAUGGUGUGCUACAUCCAUUAAACGUGAUGCACGCCCAAACCCUGGACCAGGCGUUCGACGCACUUAUACAAGUACAGCUGUGGGAACAGGCGUGUGUGUACGCUGAGAAACUCUUGCCUUGCUUUAGGUUUUAUUAUGGUCCCCUACAUCCAUUACUGGGCUUGUUACAAAUGAAAUAUGGAAAGAUAUUAUUAUACAAAAUGGAUUUACCGAAAGCUGUGGUUCAGUUCAAGGGUGCUGAAAAAAUAUUGAAAAUCACUCAUGGAGAAAAGCAUCCCCUGUACAAAGAACAAUUAUUGCCUUUGUUACAUCAAGCAAUUAUAGAAAAUUCUUAACUUACAGUUAUUUAGUAGUAUUUGUGUAAGAUUUAAGCGUAAAUGUCAAGUUUUUAAUAGAAUUUGACGGCUCAAUCAGAGAAGAUGUAGAAAGGGGAACGUAUAGAGGCAAUAGUGUUUUUUUAAGUUUACAAGGACCAAUGUAACGGAUCUAAAACAACCUGCCUUAGAUAUUCUAAAUGUCGAAAUAGAUAUAUAAUUUUUUGUAUGUCAGAUCAAAAUCAAAUGUCAAUUAGUUUUAUAAUAUGGCUGUGUGUGCAAUAAAUUAUUUCGAUUUCAA
This is a messenger RNA of Zerene cesonia (dogface butterfly), 2180 nucleotides long. It is a transcript of the gene Smyd3, whose product is annotated as histone-lysine N-methyltransferase SMYD3. Gene Ontology annotation, cellular component: nucleus. Gene Ontology annotation, molecular function: protein binding. The transcript has 9 exons. NCBI's taxonomy places the organism in Eukaryota, Metazoa, Arthropoda, Insecta, Lepidoptera, Pieridae. The coding region runs from base 341 to 1900 and encodes 519 amino acids. The record is from RefSeq and is a predicted model, not a curated record.